AUGGUAUUCUUUGAGCUCGAGAAAGUUCUGGACUUUACUGGAGCGGGUGUUAGACCGAGUGCACUACGAAGCACCAUUUUCUUGGUCGACCCGAAACUGAAUAUCUUGAAAAAGCUCAACAGAGACGCUCGAAUGAUCGAGCCUAUUGGCUGCAAGAGAGCUCACAUAACUGCGAUGAAGGUGUAG
Molecule: messenger RNA, 186 nt
Organism: Phytophthora nicotianae INRA-310
Lineage: Eukaryota; Oomycota; Peronosporomycetes; Peronosporales; Peronosporaceae
Exons: 2
Coding region: 1-186 (61 amino acids)
Source: RefSeq, a predicted model, not a curated record